CCUGAAAGCUCAUUGAGAACUACGACAAAACGUGUCGACUGCGAGAGAGCGACGUUCGAAUCUCAAAGUGGAAUAGAAUAAUAUAUUAGUUGUUCCCACCUUAAAAAAAAAUUGCAAAUUCAUUUUCCUAUUAUAAGGAAAGCUUAGUAAUUGAAAAGCGGAAAACCAUGGAGGAUGAUCUACCUUUCCGAGCAGAAUACGCAAAAUCAGGUCGAUCGAGUUGCAAAAAAUGCAAAUCAAAUAUUGCUCAAGGUACAUUGCGUCUUGCAGUUGUUUUUCAGUCUGCCAAGUUUGAUGGAAAAAUGACUUCUUGGUAUCACUUUGAUUGUUUUUUUGAAAGACAAAGACCCAAGUCUGCUGGUGAUAUUGAGCAUUUUGAUCUUCUGCGAUGGGAAGAUCAAGAGAAAAUCAAUGAAAAGAUUAAAAGCAUAAAUGAUGGCACCAUUGCAGUGAUACCUAGUAAGAAAGGGAAAGGGAAGAAAGACAAAGUAGUAGAACACUUCUCUGAUUAUGUAAUUGAGUAUGCAAAGUCUGGGAGAGCUGCAUGUCGUGGAUGUUUGGAGAAAAUUGCCAAGGAUGAAAUAAGAAUAUCCAAGAAAGGAUAUGAUACCAAAGGUGGCAUGAGACAUGGACAUAUGUUAGACAUGUGGUACCAUGUCAAAUGUUUCAAGGAACGACGGGAUGAACUUGAAUUCGUAGAUGGGGUGGAAAAAAUUCCUGGAUACCAAAACUUGACAGCUGACGAUAAAAAAGUCCUAUCAAAAGAAUUGCCUGCCCUCUCUGUUCAGAAACGUAAAAUUGAAGAUACUGUAGACGGAGAUGGGUCUUCUAAUGCCAAAAAAAUCAAAAAAGAAGAAAAAGAAAAUGAACAACAGACUGAAGAGAUCAAGAAGCAAAACAAAAUCCAAUUCAAACAUAGGGAUCAGUUGGAAACUUUGACAAAACAGGAACUCCAAGUUAUGUUAGAAUACAAUGAUCAGCAAAUUCCUUCGGGGACAUCAGAGAUAUUGGAUCAUCUCUCGGAUGUCAUGACGUUCGGAGCUUUACGUCCGUGCCCUGAAUGCAAAAACGGGCAGUUAUAUUAUAGGAGUGGUGUUGGCUACCAAUGCUCUGGAAACAUUAGUGGCUGGACUAAGUGUUCUCACACAACAACUGCGCCGGAAAGGAAAGCAUUCAAAGUCCCACCAGAACUAGCCGAAGAAUAUUCGUUCUUGAAAAAGUACAAGUACGUUGCCAGGCAGAGAGUGAUUCCAGCGCUAACCCGAACAGUUCGAAAAGACACUACCGUCGAGGUGAACGUGAAAAAAGAAAAUUCUUCAAACCCAUCGCCUACAUUGGAAGGUUUAAAAUUCGUCGUCGAUUCAAAGCUCGGGCGUUCAAAGGAAAAAAUCGAAGAAAGCGUUAAAAAGCUGGGUGGCUCACUGGGCUCACGCGUUUCGGAAAAAAUAGCCGCUGUAAUCUCAACAAAAGACAAUAUGAAAGACAUGGAGUCUAAGAUAAAGAAAGCUUCGGAACUCGGUAUUCACGUUGUUGAUGUGAGUUUUUUGGAUGAAUUCAAGAAAAGCACCAAUGAGUCGGCAUGUUUCCUGAUCACGAAAAAGAACAUUGCACCGUGGGAUUGUCCAAAUAUAGAGAAUCGUCUCGGUUUAAACAAGUCGGGGGGAGCGAAAGAAGGUGGAUCUAGAAAGUCAACAGGCUCAGGGAAGUCAGGUAUGUCAGAGAAGCUUAAACUGAAAUUGAAAGGGGGAGGCGUAGUCGAUCCCGAUUCCGGCUUAGAAGAUAAAGCGCAUGUGCUUAAAACAAAAGAUUGUUUGUACAGCGUUGUACUUGGAAUCGUUGAUAUCCAGGGAGGGCGUAAUUCGUACUACAAGCUACAAGUUCUUGAACAUGAUAAAGGAAACAAGUGGUAUGUUUUCCGUUCGUGGGGUAGAGUUGGUACAACCAUCGGGGAUACCAAGUUGACCAAAAUGGAGAGCAAACAAGAAGCCAUAGAGGAUUUUGUUGGGCUGUACGAAGAGAAAACGGGAAAUUCAUGGAAAAAUCGCCAUAAUUUCGAGAAACAGCCUGGAAAACUAUAUCCUCUCGAUAUUGAUUAUGGAGAAGCAGAGACUGCAGCAAAAAUGACGAGCGCCAAUUCGACAUCGAAGCUUCAAAAGUCUGUUCAAGACUUGAUCUGCAUGUUGUUUGAUGUUGAAGCCAUGAAACGAACAUUGAUCGAGUUCGAAUUGGAUUUAACUAAAAUGCCCCUCGGCAAAUUGAGUAAAAAGCAGCUUGAAAAGGCUUACGGGAUCCUCAGUCAAGCACAGGAGUUGCUGGACUCAAAGGAAGUUUCGAAAACUAAAUUGGUCGAUGUAUCAAACCAAUUCUACACUCUUAUUCCGCACGAUUUUGGCAGGAAGACUCCACCUGUUCUUGAUAAUUGUGAAAUUAUCAAGUCGAAACUUGAAAUGCUUGAGAGCUUGAUGGAGAUUGAAGUUGCUUUCAGUUUGCUUAAAGCUGGCGAUGCUGUCAAGGAUAAAGAUCCCAUCGAUGCCCACUACGAGAAACUCAACACUGAGAUUGAAGUUUUGGACAAAUCUUCCGAGGACUUCAAACUUAUCCAGACAUAUGCAAAGAACACGCAUGCUGCAACUCAUACUCAGUAUACUCUCGAAGUGGAAGAAGUGUUUAAAGUUGUGCGGAAGGGUGAAUCAAAAAGAUUCCGACCGUUCUCUAAAUUGCCUAACCGUAGGCUCUUGUGGCAUGGUUCUCGCGUAUCCAACGUGGCCGGCAUCUUGUCGCAAGGAUUGCGCAUUGCCCCGCCUGAGGCUCCAGUUACAGGUUACAUGUUCGGCAAAGGUAUUUAUUUUGCCGAUAUGGUGUCAAAGUCGGCCAACUAUUGCGUCACUUCAAAAAGCAAUCCUGUCGGUCUUUUGCUACUCUGCGAUGUUGCACUGGGCAACUGUUACGAGCGCAAAGAAGCCGAUUACAUUGAGAAACUGAAGAAAGGAUAUCAAAGUGUUCUCGGAGUAGGAAAGACUCAACCUAAUCCAGAAGAAUCUAAGAUGAUGGGCGACGUCAAGGUACCGCUCGGUAAGUCAGUUCCCACGAAAGUUAAAGACACGUCAUUACUCUACAACGAAUACAUCGUCUAUGAUGUUGCACAGGUGAACAUCAAAUACCUUGUGAAAACGAAGUUUCACUACAAGUAGGGAACUACCUAUUGACGUUUUACAGUUUUUCUCAAAACAAAGAUCUGACAUCGCAUUUUAUGUUUAUCAAUGAUUGAAACACUUUCACCUGAAUUCCUUUUUUUUUUUUUUUUUCAAAUUAUUGUUUCUGUACCUCAAAGUUAAACAAGUUAUUGACAGCAUA
Messenger RNA from Daphnia carinata, 3354 nucleotides. RefSeq names its product poly [ADP-ribose] polymerase 1-like. Gene Ontology annotation, cellular component: nucleus. Gene Ontology annotation, molecular function: DNA binding; NAD binding; NAD+ poly-ADP-ribosyltransferase activity. NCBI's taxonomy places the organism in Eukaryota, Metazoa, Arthropoda, Branchiopoda, Diplostraca, Daphniidae. The transcript is spliced from 23 exons. The record is from RefSeq and is a predicted model, not a curated record. The coding region runs from base 168 to 3191 and encodes 1007 amino acids.